AUGAGUGGCUCAGGAGGAUAUUACAAAUACCGUUGCAAAUAUUUCUUCACACAUAAUUGCCCACAUUGGGUUUGGGCAGAUGGCCGUGAUUCAGCAGAGGCCAUCAUGCCUAGCCCAUUUCGAUUGUCACGCGAAGUCUACGUGCCUCAAUUCGAAAAUGGAGCGCUCCAAUACAUCAUGUUCGAGAUAAUCUCGAACAGUGAGACUGAUAGUGGAUGGACGAUUAAGGAACAACCAAAACAAGGAUUUCCCACAGCGACUGGCCCAUCCGCAGCGCAAACCAUUACUGCGUUUGAAGGCCUGGAUAGCCAGAAGAAAAAUAAAAUCAGGACUGUGGCUCCAACGAAUACGACCGGCUGGGGUCGGAUCAACUUUGAGUAG
Messenger RNA from Glarea lozoyensis ATCC 20868, 381 nucleotides. RefSeq lists its product as uncharacterized. Bases 1 to 381 code for a protein of 126 amino acids. The transcript is spliced from 2 exons. Lineage: Eukaryota; Fungi; Ascomycota; Leotiomycetes; Helotiales; Helotiaceae. The record is from RefSeq and is a predicted model, not a curated record.